AUGAACGGAGAUAAGGAUAGAGAUCUGCCAAAAAGCGAGUCCCGAGGAGGGGUCAGAGAUAGGCCGGAGAGGUGGAGGGAGCGAUUGAGGGACGACGAGGGAAAAGGGGGCACGGGAAGAGAGAGAGUAAGGGACGACGAGGGGAGGGGGAGCAGGGGUACGGAGAGAGGAUCGAGCUUCUCCGAGGAAGGUUCUGAGGAAGGUUCCAUGGACCGAAAGCGAAGGGCGGAGCAGAGGAGGGAGGAGAGGCAGGAGGGGAGGAAAGAGGGGAGGAAAGAGGGGAGGAAAGAUGAGAGGAAGGAGGAGAGGGAGGAGAGAGGUGGGGGGGAAUAUUUGAGUGAUGAGGGUCAACGGAAGAGAAAGGAGGAGAGGAGGAAGGAGAGGGGUGGCAUGGAGAAAGAGUUUUCAGACGAUUCUCCUUCCAAGGCUGCAGCAUCGUCUGCUUCUGACGACGACGAUUCACGUGGCACUGCGGAGAAAGACGAGCAGAAGAUGAUUCCAGAUCGAAGCCCCAAGCGACCCAGAACGGGCAGCAAGGCGAACGGCGCACAGAAACGUGAAGGGAAGAACUCAGAGAAGCGCGAGGGGAACAGCCCUGCCAAGGGCAAACCGGUCGCCUCAACCAAGUCCAAGGACCCUCCUGGGAGUGCAUUGCCCCCUGCAACUGCAUCGUCCCCUGUGCCUGCUGCUGGGGAUGCAUUGCCCCCUGAGCUAGCAGCGCUUGUGAAAGCUCGUCUUGCUGCUGCCAAGGCAGGCAAGCUUUGCACCUCUGCUGCCUCCUCUCCCGCCUCCCCCGCCCCUACCACUUCCUCUGCUGCUUCUGCUGCCGCGCUGCUCCCCCCUCCUGCUGCCUCUGUCAACAAAGCUAUGCAGGCAGCAGCGGCUGUAGCGGCUGCUGCUGCUGCCGCUGCUCGCAUUGGUGCCAGCAUCCAAGCAGCUGGUGGCGGUGCUAUAGCUAGCUUUUCAACGGCUACAUCCGGUGCUUCUGGUGUUACAUCUGGCAUUUCCGUGAGCAAAGGCAUUGGAGGAGCCGCAGGGAGCAACGUUGUUGGAGGGGUGGCGCUCGGAAAGUCUGGGAUGACGGCAGAGGAGAAGAGGAAGCUGCUGUGGGGCUCAAAGAAGGGGUUGAAGGGAGCCAAGGCAGCUCCAGCCACGGCAGUAGCAGCAGCAGCAGAUGCAGCAGUGGGGGUGGUGAUGUCAGAGGAAAAGCAGAGGGAGGUGCAGGAGCAGCUGGAGCGACAAUAUGUGGCUGGGCUGAGGCGCAAGGAUGGGAGGACAGUUGGUUUGGGGCUUUAA
Messenger RNA from Closterium sp. Naga37s-1, 1296 nucleotides. The record is from the annotation of a GenBank genome assembly. NCBI's taxonomy places the organism in Eukaryota, Viridiplantae, Streptophyta, Zygnematophyceae, Desmidiales, Closteriaceae.